GUCACUGGGUCACAGUGGCAGCAGCUGCCGCUGGGUACGCUGCGGCUCCAUGUAGCCCCGCUGCCUGUCUGCAGACCGAACACUCGACUGCCGAGCGGACGUAGACUAGUUCGCCAGUCAGGUGCUAAGUCGGCUAACUUGCCAGGCAGAGGUGGUUGUACCUCACACGUGUGGGCCGCCGUGACAGUGGUCGCAACGCAAGACGCCAGCCUUGAUUUAAACGAAGCAGCAGGUCGCCGCUCGGGGUGUGCUUAAUGAGCUAACUUGUGGGUGUUGCUAACGCGGAAGGCGUCCACAGGGUAGUCAAUGUGAGCUCGACGGACACUGCAGUCUGCUCACGGUGAAAGGCGCUUCUUCUUCCGGGAGUCGAGGAUGUCUAAGCGCCUGCGAAACACCGAGGUCUGCGCCGAUUGUAGUGUCCCAGAACCUCGCUGGGCCUCUGUGAACAGGGGUGUGUUGAUUUGUGACGAGUGCUGCAGUGUUCAUCGAAGUUUGGGAAGACACAGCUCCCAAGUCCGCCACCUGACACACACGCCAUGGCCUCCUACACAGCUACAGAUGGUUCAGACGUUAUUCAGCAACGGUGCAAAUUCAAUAUGGGAGCACUCCCUUCUGGACCCUGCAUCUGUGAUGAGUGGGAAACGCAAAGCCAACCCUCAGGACAAACUGCACCCAAACAAGUCAGAGUUUAUAAGAGCCAAAUAUCAAAUGCUGGCAUUUGUCCAUCGCAUGCCUUGCCGGGAGGAUGACAGCUCCACAGCCAAGGAUUUAAGUAAGCAACUUCACUCCAGUGUACGCACUGGGAAUCUGGAGACUUGUUUGAGGUUGCUAUCUCUCGGAGCACAAGCUAAUUUUUUUCACCCUGAAAAAGGAAACACUCCCUUGCAUGUAGCUGCAAAGGCAGGGCAAGUAUCUCAGGCGGAACUAUUAACCGUUUACGGGGCAGAUCCUGGAGCCCCCGACAGCAACGGCAAAACUCCCAUUGACUAUGCAAGGGAAGCCGGCCAGCAUGACCUGGCAGAUAGACUGGUGGAGAUUCAGUAUGAACUCACUGAUCGACUGGCGUUCUACUUGUGUGGGAGGAAACCAGAUCAUAAAAACGGCCAGCACUUCAUUGUUCCACAAAUGGCCGACAGGAACAUCAGUCUAGAUUUAUCAGAACUGGCCAAAGCAGCGAAGAAGAAACUACAGUCUCUCAGUCACCAUUUAUUUGAGGAACUGGCCAUGGACGUGUAUGACGAGGUGGACAGACGAGAGAGCGAUGCAGUGUGGUUGGCCACACAGAAUCACAGCACCCUGGUGACGGAAACAACAGUGGUGCCUUUCCUUCCCGUCAAUCCAGAGUAUUCUUCAACACGAAACCAGGGGCGACAGAAGCUUGCAAGAUUUAACGCACAUGAAUUUGCGACGCUUGUGAUCGACAUACUAAGCGAUGCCAAGCGCAGACAACAAGGGAAUUCAGUAGCCAGUCCCAAAGACAACGUGGAACUCAUCCUGAAGAGUGUGGCUGUCAGGCAUUGUAGUGAUAACCAGGACAAUGACCAGCCUGACUACGAUAGUGUAGCCUCUGAUGAGGAUACAGAUCAAGAGCUCCCCUCGAGCAAAGGAGAUAGGACCAAGAGUCUGGACUCUGACCUCUCCGACAGCCCUAUUACCAUGCAAGAAUACCUGGACGUGAAAAAUGCGCUCUCUGUCUCUGAGGCCAAGAUUCAGCAGCUCAUGAAAGCCAACAACAACCUGAGUGAUGAGCUGAGGCUGAUGCAGAAAAAGCUGCAAUCUCUGCAAAGCGAGAACACCUCUCUCAGGCGGCAGGUCCCAACCAAUGUCUAUCAGAUCCCCAGCGGUUCAGACUACCCAGACCCUUCCAGUCCCUCGGCCCUGAAACGCCGGCAGUCCGCUCUGGCCAGUCGGCCCAUGUCAAUGUAUGAGACCGGCUCGGGCCUGAAGCCCUAUCUCCCUAAAGGGGAACCUUCCUACCCUGAGGAGGGUAUCCCCACCCUGCAACCCUUCCCACCUCAUACAGAAAGGGGCGCUUUUGUGACCACCUCUUCAUCCCUCCCCUCAUUUCCAUCAACCCUGUCCUGGUCGAAGGACGAAAGUGCUCAAAAGGCCUCAAAGUUGGAUAAGCAAAGCAGCAUGCCGGAAAGUGACUAUGAAAACACAUUUUAUGACUCCGAGUUGGAGGAUUCAGGUUUGUGCAGGAGGGGGCGGCUGAGGAGCAGUGGCUGGCUGGGGGAGGGCAACUCUAUCCCUGAGCUGGACAAUCUGGAGACGGAGUCAGACCCAACGCUUCCCAGCACAGAGGACGUCAUCCGCAAGACCGAGCAGAUCACCAAGAAUAUCCAAGAACUGCUGCGAGCCGCUCAGGACAACAAACAUGACAGACCCUGUGAGCGUGAAGGUGUGCGUCGGCUCAGGCACAGUCUGGGAUGCUUCAGCACUCUGGUGCCCUGGGCUGAGAAGGCCCCGCCUCCCCUUCAGCCACUCAGCCUCCGGUCCCCUGACCCCACCUCCUGCUUCAUGCCCUGCUCAGAAAGAAUACAUGUGGCUGUAACAGAAAUGGCUGCCCUCUUUCCCAAGAGGCCACGCUCGGAGACCAUGAGAGGCUCCCUGCGCUUGUUGACCUCCAGCGCAUACCGACUUCAGAGCGAGUGCAGGAAGGCGGCGCCUUCGGAGGGAUGCCCAGGACCGGACAUGCAGCUGGUGACUCAGCAGGUCAUCCAAUGUGCUUAUGAUAUUGCCAAGGCCGCCAAGCAGCUCGUCACCAUCACCACAAAGGAGAACACCAACUAACAGCACUUACAGGGCUGCAAAGCCGUUAGCAUCUCAGUUUUGUUCUUAUAUUUUUUAAAUCAUUUUGUUGAAUUUUUUUUGUAUUUGUGGUAUAUGCAUGCAUUUGUUUUUAUAACUUAUGAAUAAGUAUUGACAUUAUUUAAAGUCAACUGUGGACAAAUUCCACGUGUCAAGGGAAAACGUCAGCAGCUUAGUUUCACUGAUGUCCAGCUGUUGUUGUAGCACAAUUUCUCUUGAGGUAACGACAACGUGCAGCCGAACAGGGAAAAUAUAACGGCUUCUGGAUUUCUCUUUUAAAAAUGUGGGUAAAAUCUUACUUACAAAUACCCCUUUAAAGCAGUCCAUAAUGUCUUUCAUUGGGUAAAGGAUUUAAGCACAGUACAGUAAACCUAUAUGACGUUAAAGGUAUAUGUUAUCAGUCCAAAGCCUGGCACAGAUGCUAAAAAGCCAUUCAUUGAUCUAUUGUCAUCGCAUGCUAUUGUAAACAGUCUUGUAGCUAAAGGUGCUUCCUGUCAUUAAUUACACUGUGCAAGCAUCAUCAUCAUACUGAAAAGCUUCAUCAUCAAACAAACAAACAAACAAACAGACCAUUUAGGUGUGUGCCAUUAGGUAUUCGGAACUUCAUUCAUGCACACGUAGCUUUGCCCUGCUGAUGUUUGUUGCAACUAAAAAGCUGUCUAUGUGGUUUGUCGCCUGGCCCAGUGUAAUCCAGCCUGCAGUGCACUUACUGCAGCCAUUUUUGUAUGUUGAUUUGCCAUGUCACUGAAUGCGAACUUGUUCAGGGGGCAAGUGAUGUUUCAACAGCACCAAAAUGUUGUAAUGAUUUGGUGUGUUCCUAACAUGCUGUAAACUGCCCUGCAACCUGGGGUCUCGUGUGCCAUUGCAGUGUUGGUGAUGUUACGAAAUAUUUAGAGCGAAGAGCCAAUACUGUACGUACAUCCAUGUGUUUUUGAGCUCUGUUCCGUUGCUGCUAGUUUUGUAUUCAAUGUGCAACAUGUGGGAUUAGAGCUGUAGACAUCUGUAUUCUUGUGCUUCCCCAACGUUCAUCCUCACCAAGUGUUUCAGAGUUCGUGGUCAUUUUGAAAUCUGAUCAAGGUAAUGUGACUGAAUGCAGCUCUUAAGUUGCACUUUGGUAAAAUAAUUAUUUUCUAAAUAAACUUAAUUUAUAACUACA
Messenger RNA from Scophthalmus maximus (turbot), 3967 nucleotides. It is a transcript of the gene git2a, whose product is annotated as G protein-coupled receptor kinase interacting ArfGAP 2a. NCBI's taxonomy places the organism in Eukaryota, Metazoa, Chordata, Actinopteri, Pleuronectiformes, Scophthalmidae. The record is from RefSeq and is a predicted model, not a curated record. The transcript has 22 exons. Bases 373 to 2793 code for a protein of 806 amino acids. Gene Ontology annotation, molecular function: protein binding; GTPase activator activity. Gene Ontology annotation, biological process: regulation of ARF protein signal transduction; brain development.